Messenger RNA from Oncorhynchus gorbuscha (pink salmon), 4251 nucleotides. RefSeq names its product kelch-like family member 18 (gene klhl18). The transcript is spliced from 10 exons. Gene Ontology annotation, molecular function: protein binding. Lineage: Eukaryota; Metazoa; Chordata; Actinopteri; Salmoniformes; Salmonidae. The record is from RefSeq and is a predicted model, not a curated record. The coding region runs from base 73 to 1803 and encodes 576 amino acids.
UUCCUACUACGGUGUCUCGAGUGGGUCAGUUCGCCCAUUGUUAGGCGUUUUCAUUAUUUCCCUUUUCCUCAAAUGACGAUGGGUGAUAUGAUAUAUGAAGAACUGGAGGAUUUGAUGCAUUUUUCAGUCCACGAUUUACCAGGUCGUGGAUAUGCUGUUAUGGAGGAGAUCAGAAGGCAAGGGAAACUCUGCGAUGUCACCCUGAAGGUUGGAGACCACAAGUUCAGCGCCCACAGGAUUGUUCUGGCUGCCUCCAUCCCUUACUUCCAUGCCAUGUUUACAAAUGACAUGGUAGAGUGCAAGCAAGAUGAGAUUGUAAUGCAAGGGAUGGACCCUAGUGCACUUGAAGCUUUGAUCAAUUUUGCGUAUAAUGGCCAUGUGGCCAUCGACCAGCAGAACGUCCAGUCCCUGCUGAUUGGAGCCAGCUUUUUGCAGCUGCAGAAUGUCAAGGAUGCCUGCUGCUCCUUCCUCCAGGAAAGACUUCACCCUAAGAACUGUCUGGGCGUGCGACAGUUUGCAGAGACCAUGAUGUGCACAACACUGUACGACGCGGCCAACAGUUUUGUCCACCAGCACUUUGUGGAGGUGUCCGUGUCUGAGGAGUUCCUCAGUCUCAGGCCAGAGGAAGUACUGGAGCUGGUGGGUUGUGACGAACUCAACAUCAAAGCGGAGGAGCAGGUGUUUGAAGCAGUUCUGGCGUGGGUGCGGCAUGAACGUGAGGAGCGGGAACCUCGGCUCCCUGAGUUACUCUCCAAGACCCGUCUGCCCCUUUGUCGACCCCAGUUCUUGGCAGACCGCGUUCAACAGGAUGAACUGGUGCGCUUUUGCCACAAAUGCAGGGAUCUUGUUGAUGAAGCGAAGGAUUUCCACCUCAUGCCAGAGCGCCGUCCUCACCUGCCCGCUUUUAAGACUCGACAAAGAUGCUGUACUUCAAUCGCAGGGCUAAUAUAUGCAGUCGGUGGACUAAAUAGUGCAGGUGACUCAUUGACUGUAGUUGAAGUAUUUGACCCAAUUGGAAGUUGCUGGGAACGCUGUCAGCCAAUGAGUACAGCUCGAAGUCGAGUGGGUGUGGCAGUUGUCAAUGGGUUACUUUACGCAAUCGGUGGAUAUGAUGGACAAUCACGGCUAAGCACAGUGGAGGUCUAUAACCCAGAAACGGAUACUUGGACAUGUGUUGCUAGCAUGAACAGUCAACGCAGUGCAAUGGGAACAGUGGUGGUUGACGGACAUAUCUAUGUGUGCGGGGGCUAUGAUGGCAAAUCCUCACUCAACUCAGUAGAGUGCUACUCUCCAGAAGCCAACAGGUGGACAGUAAUGACAGAGAUGAGCGCAAGUCGCAGUGCAGCAGGGGUGACUGUUUUUGAUGGGAGGAUUUUUGUAUCUGGUGGUCAUGACGGUUUACAGAUCUUCAAUACGGUGGAGUACUACAACCAGCACACAGCUCUUUGGCACCCCGUUGCUGGCAUGAUGAACAAGCGCUGUCGCCACGGCGCUGCAGCCCUUGGCAGCCAGCUCUAUGUGGCGGGGGGUUAUGAUGGUUCCGGGUUCCUCAGCGGGGCCGAGGUGUACAGCUCAGUGGCAGACCAAUGGAGCCACCUGGUGGCCAUGAACACACGGCGCAGCAGAGUCUCCCUGGUGGCAAACUGUGGCAGGCUUUACUCCGUGGGUGGCUAUGACGGACAAUCCAACCUGAGCUCUGUAGAGAUGUACGACGCCGAGACCAACCGCUGGACAUUCAUGGCACCCAUGGUGUGCCACGAGGGUGGGGUGGGUGUUGGUUGUAUACCCCUUCAGCCUGCUUAACCCCUACCAUCCCCAAAAGCCCAAAGACUUUUAGAUUUUUGUAAAUUAAUUUUUAAAUCAAUUAACAAGAAAAAGGUAUAACUGUAUGUUUCUGUAUACCGGGUAAAACCGUUUGAUUUAUUUACGUCUGGUUUAGCCAAUGUACCAUUGAAAGGUUUAUAAUGAGAAUGUUCAUAGGGCAUUAGUACAUGAGUAAACAUAUAGGAGCGACAAUAAAUUAACUUGUAGCGAACAAGUAGAUUGAGAGAGCGAUGAAUGAAUAGCAGGAUAAGUGUGGACUUGUAUCGUAUGAUAUGUGCAUCAGACUUUACAACCUUGAAGUGAUACUUCAUACCAGAAUCGGUCCCGAAUGUUACUAUCACUAUCAAUGUCUGCACCAUUGUACUGAGGAUUGAGUUGCACUAUCUGAUCUGGAGGCCUUGUCAUGGUUUCAUAAUACGGUACAGGUUUCACAAUGUUGGUGAAUUUCUUUGUGUUUUGGGAAAAUAGGUAUUAUUUUGAUUGGGAUCAUUUGCUUAUGAAUAUUAUUAUAAAGUAACUGACCACCAUAACUCCUUGCCCUUUGGUUGUGGGAACUGUUUUCCCAACAAGGAUCUUAGCAAAAGGGAGCUGAAGAACUGUCUUCCGGUUGAUUGCAUUACGAUGCCACAACACCAAGUUGUAUAGCAACUUGAUAACCCUUCAAAUUGUUUAAACAAAAUGAGCAACACAUGAGGUGCGUUCAACAGAGGAAAUGGUUUGCUAACAUCUUCCAUUUGUCUUCUGUUAGCUGCGAAAGUUCGCUAACAGUGUGAGAAGGUGGUAGUGUGCUGCGAAUGUAAAAUAUCUGUUUCGAGUCUAAACUGCCACCACCUAGGCUUUCUAUUACAUGUAGUAGGAAUAGGAAAGUCAUUUUCAGUUUGAUUCUCAUUGCUAAACUGUCAUGGAAAUCCUUGCAAACAUUUAGCUUUUGAAUGUUUCACCUUAACUUUCAUUCAAAAUCGUUCAACUGAAAUUGUUACUAAGUAACGUGUUCAUCACAAACGGAACCCUUGUUGAACCCACCUCUGUUCAAAGUGCAAUUUCAUCUUUUAUUAUAAAAUAGUAUGGGAGAACUUAAGUGGCUAAAAAAUGACGAAGUGUGCUUUUGAAGAGUGGAGACGAUGCACAGCGACGAUCUCGCUGCAAAUGUUAUGCUUUAUUACCCAAAAUAUUGAAUAUGUCAAAAGCAGACUGUCCAGCACAUUUAGGGCGCAUUCCAGUAACAUUCUGAUUUAUAUAUUUUUUUUUUGCAUCUGCCACUGGUAACGUUGUGUGGGAGCUUGCCGUUCCCUUGGAACAACAGUGGCAAACUAUUUUAAGAAUGAGGUAUUGUGUAAUGUAAUUGAAAAAUGGAUUGUACAGUGAGAUGUAGUAUUGCUUUAUAGACUUGUUUGUCAGACUUUAUCUGCUGCAUUUGUCGCGAUUUAAAUAACUUUCAUUUGGGAUUAAUUACUGUGAACUUUUGACAUGUUGAUGUUUAGCUUAUUUCUGCUGAUGUUCUGGUAAUAUAUUACACACACAUUUUAUAUAUAUAUAUAUUUUUUUGGCAUUAUUAUGUUUGCAGUAUUCUUACUGCUCUUCACUUGGUACUGUCUGGUCCCAGGCUACAAAUUGUAUUUAUUAGUGCAAUUUUUUUUGUUGUUUCUUGAUUCUUAACUUUAUGAUUAGUACUACUAUCACACAUAUGUAAGCUUGAAGGGAUAGUGAUUUUCUUUAAUGACUUCCCUAGGGUGUUCUUGCCUCCAAACUGUUUAUGAAUUUGUUAGCAGUUCAUUUAGCAACGUCGAGAAUAAUCUGACUAGCAUUUCGGGAGAAUGUAGGAUUCUAUCCGUUAGUAGGGCAUUCAAAACCAUUACAAUUGGUGCAAGUUGAGUUGCAGACAUUUAAAAAAAUAUAUAAACAGGGACAUCACAUUGAGACCAUGGCCUCUUUAUAAGGGAGCACUGCACACAAUCAUAUAAAUUCCCAAUAUUUACAAUUGCAACGCAAUAAAAACAUACCAAAUUUACAAGUAACUUACAAAACACGAUCAUGGAAAAACAAACACAUUCCUCAGUAAAAAGGUAAAUCAACCAGAACUGAACUGCUCUAGUGGCACCAAAACAUCCAACCUUAGAGAGUUCUGGAGAUCAUUCCACAAGUAAGGUGCAAAUAAACUAAAUGCAGAUCUACCUAACUUAGUGGACAGCGAAGGACUCUCCAGAGUUAGCCAUAUUUGAGACCGGGUCUGGUAGCUCGUACAUCUUUAGAUUACGAUGAAGUAAGGUAUGGCAGAUGUUUGUGUAAGAGAGCUUUAUAAACACAAAUAUUGCAAUGCGUUGAUCUGAGUAUUCAAAGAGGGCCAGCUUACUCUCUGAUACAGAAAGCAGUGAUAUGUACGGAACCUGUCACCUGUAAAUAAAGCGCAGUGCGCUAUGAGUAACUGCG